Messenger RNA from Pogona vitticeps (central bearded dragon), 2647 nucleotides. It is a transcript of the gene TGIF2, whose product is annotated as TGFB induced factor homeobox 2. The record is from RefSeq and is a predicted model, not a curated record. Gene Ontology annotation, biological process: regulation of DNA-templated transcription. Lineage: Eukaryota; Metazoa; Chordata; Lepidosauria; Squamata; Agamidae. Gene Ontology annotation, molecular function: DNA binding.
AUGACACUUAAGGAAGUUUCAUUCCGUCCUCCCAACUUUUACCCGGCUUUCCCGGGAGUUAGUUGCCGUGUUGUUUUGUUGUCUUUCUCCCUGUCCGGGCUGGUACCACCCACCUUCCGCCCGCGCCCCCUCCCCCACCUCUCAGGCGCUCUCCUUGAGGAGGGAGAGGGCGGAGAGUCGAGCCCUCCUCCUCAAAGCGGCUGCCCCGGCUCUGCACCCGAUCGAUGCGCGGCGGCGCGGGGCGCUCACCAGGAGAAGGGCUCUGACGUCAGGCCCCCGGGAGGUGGUAGUUUCCAGCGCGAGCUGUCAGACCCGGUGGCAGGUUAAGGGCUUCCGAGGCACCUUUCAAGCAGCCCCCCCCCCGGAGCGCCCGCCCCUUCCGAGCGGCCUGCCCGGGCACACACAAAGAGGGGUCCCUCGCCUCGUCCGAGCCAGCCGCGGCCACUAACACGCGCCUUCUGCCAAGAGGACCUGGCUUGCAAACCCGGGCCGGGGAGAGGCGCCAGGAGGAGGUGAAAGGGGGUGGGAAACAACACACCGCGAGGAAGAAAAUGAAACCGACCAGGAAAAGCUUGAACCCAGAUAGAUCCAUCAGCAGUUCUACCAUGUCGGAUAGUGACUUUGGAGAGGAUGACGGGAUUCUGUCUCAGGAACAGGAUCCCCUCCAGGCUGGCAAGAGGAAGCGAAGGGGUAAUCUUCCAAAGGAGUCUGUGAAGAUUCUCCGGGAAUGGCUGUAUGAGCACAGGUUCAACGCAUAUCCCUCUGAGCAGGAGAAACUCAGCCUUUCUGGGCAAACAAGCCUUUCUGUUCUCCAGAUAUGUAAUUGGUUCAUAAACGCCAGGCGCAGGCUUCUCCCUGACAUGCUGCUGAAGGACGGCAAGGACCCAAACCAGUUCACCAUUUCUCGCCGAGGUGCCAAAGCCAGUGAUGCUGCAUUGACCCGUGGCAGCGCUGCGGGUGCUGGACUCUUGAUGGUGCCACCGCCUGCUGCCGCCACUGCCCCGUCCUCCAAGGUGCUGCCCAUGUCUGUCUGCCCCUCCACGCUCUGUCCCACUGUACGGCGUCCAGCCGGUAAUGUCUGCACAAUGAGGAGCGAGCAGGAAAACCGGCCCCCAUUCCAGCGGGUGGAGCUGGAACCCCCCCACCCCAAGCCACCGCAGCUGGGUGCAACCGGCAACACUCUGGCGCUUCUAACCCGAGCGGAGGCCGCCAGUCCCACCAGUGGACUCUUUAACACACCACCUCCGACACCCCCGGAGCUCUUUGGGGAGGACUUCAGCAGCUUCCAGUUGCUGGUAGAAGUGGCUUUGCAAAGGGCAGCCGAGCUUGACUCGCAAAGGCUGAGCGGGCAGUUGCCUUCCUCGCUGCAAAGAGAGGCUGCCCUUCCAGCUCUUUCCAGAAAAACCAAGUAGCCGGUGGUGUCUUCUUCAUUUCCCCCCACUCUCUCGGAGGCUUUAUUUUUUUUCUUCCUUCCUUCCAGGGUUUGUUUUCUCUUGGCCCUCUACAGUGAGAGGCCUCUUGGCCAAAAGUUAAUGCUGUGAUAAGGCUUCUUUUGAACCAGGAACAUUAAAAGCUUUCAUGACUUUUGCUGUAGGGCUGCCAGCUCAUCUUGGAAGCAGGUUGCCUGACCUUGAUAAAAAACACUCCUCUGCCCAUUCAGAAGAUGGGGGAAAUCACAUCAUCCUUUGGUUAGCAUCACACCUUGGAGCCAGGUGGAAGAGGUGUUGUUUCUGUGCUCAGAGGUCCUUGAAUCUCGGGGCAAACUGCUUUUGAAAGGCCCAAGAGACUUGUUCUAAGAGAACAUGGCUGCCGGUCCCCCUCUUUGUUACUGUGACUCUGUUUGCCUCAAAGGGCUUGUGCAGAGGUUCUCCUGUGUCUCCCCACCCUGACCCCAUUUUCAAAGCCUGCUGACAUAAGGGAAGAGAACAGGAAAAGGGUCCAAAUGGUAAUGGAGGAGAAAUGGUUUAAAGAGAAAAAGAGUACUACUUUCUGUUUCUUUUAAAGUAAUCUAAGGUGGAAAAGGGGUGUGUUUGUUUGUGCGUGUCAUUUUACCGUUUCUCAAAACUUCUCGAUGUAAAUCUUUCUGACGGGGGCAGGUGUGUGUAUUUUUUUUUCUAAGUUUUGUUGAAGGUGGGUUUUUUUGUUUUUGUUUUAAAAGAAAAAUACUGUAGCAUUUCUUAACAUUCUUUUGGUAUGGUGUGAAUCAGUGGCUGGUCCUUGUAUCACACUGAAUGGGAGCGCCCCCACCCCAUGACAGAACAAAUUAACUGGAAAUGUGAAUGCUUGUGGCAUUUUUCUUUUGUAUUUGGGGGUGCACAGGUGGGCGGGGUGGGGCAGGGAAAUCUGCUGCCACCCUCUGGAUACUGAUGCCAGUAAGAAGAACAAAGACAAUAUAUGGUGCUGUUCAGCAAUCUUUGUUACUGAUUUUGAGAUGUUGGUAGAAAUUUGGCCUGCUUUUGGUAGCUCCGGCAUUUCUUCUGCGUACUCUUCCCUGUGUUUCUCCUGUACAAAUAUGGUCACAAAUCAGGGAGAAGAUUGACACUAGCAGGAUGCUAACCAAAAUCAGCAAAGGGCAUUUUGGAGUUAGGGAGAAGGAACUAAACAAGACUCUUUGACUGUGAAGUUGCUUUAAACAACCCCUUAUUUU